AUUUGCUGUAUUCAUUCCACUGAUCUCAUUUCCUGUAACAAAACAAAGUUGAAUGCCGAAUAUUUCAAAAAAUAAUCACUGAAAAUCUCGUAAAAAUGGCACAGAACGAUGGCAACAAUAAUAGUAAUGUAAAUACCAAAAAUGUUGAUGAAUCGCUGCUGUCUUUGAAAGGGUAAGAUGGGUUGAAUUGAACCGAACAUUUUACACUGGACCAUAUAUAUUUUGGAAAUUCCAUGAUAAAUCUAUUUUAUGUAUCAAUUUUUCCAAACCAGACAACCGACCUUGCUAAGUUUGCUAAGUGCUGAUAGCUGAUAUCAAUACAUCCUGAGCCAUUGGCUCAAGUAAGAGUAAGGGCGACCUUCGCCAGCCAAUUACUAGGGACGGGCAAGAUACUGUUUUGCCACUGAUACCAGAUGGUGUCAUAGUCUACCGAAUACCAGUCAGGGAAAAAUGAUAACCGGAUACCAGAUAAUAACUGGGUACUAAUGGUGGCACUUUGACAAUACAUCAUGAAAACAUUCAUGUAUGCAGUAGUUGUUACUAGUGAUGGGCGAUACCAGCUUUUUUGGUUUCGAUACGAUACCAGUCCGAUACCAUGAAUUUUGGUCGAUACCGAUACCAAAAUCGAUACCGAUACUCAAUUUUUUCCAUUAUUAAAAUAACUUUUAAAACAAGAACAUUAGGGAGCAUUCAUUUUUUAGCUGGGGGGGUGGAGGAGGAACUGAUGUCUAAUUCCAUGCGAAAACUUGGAACCCCCAAGACAAAAGUUGAUAAAAAAUUAUGACUCCCUAUUUUUUUUACUGAAAAUUUUUUGACCCCUCAUCCUAACUAUUAAUCCACACGGUGUCGUUUCCAUAGCGUUUCAGGGCCGUAGGAAGCUCUUUUUGAUUGGGGGAGGGGCUGAAAUUGAGGGCCGAAGGCCCGAGGAAAUGUUUAAAUCUGGAGUCUCUGAAAUGCCAUUUCCUGGCCUUUGGGGGAAGAUUUCACAGAAUUCUGAUGGUCAGAAAACAGCGUUUUAGUAUAUCAAAAUUGACAAUUUGGUAGUACUAAAUGGGCGAAGCAUAUUUAAUUUACUAUAUGUUGGAUAACUAGGAUAAGUUGCAGGAAACUGUGGGUACUAUCUUCAUUCUUUGCAGUUUGUCAUGGAUAAUGUAGCCGCUUAAAAUUAAUAAAGCUUAAAAUUGAUCAAGUUCUGCAUGAUUUUGAAGUCAUGCAGACCUUGAAAUCAUGCAUGAUUUUGAAAUCAUGCUACGGUCCUGCGUUUUCUUUCAUUGAUGUUUUCACACAAAAACGGAUAAAAACGAGGUCAAUUGACAAACGUCAUGGAAAUGUUUUCCUAUGGACUGUGUGAACAGAGCGUCAAAUGAAUUUUGCUUCAUUGUUAUAGAUGACGAGAUAGUUGAUAGAUUCUAGACGUUUUUACCAUUCUUGAUCCAAAUAUUUCCAAAUUCAAUAAAAUCAUAUUGGUGAUUUUUUCACUGAUUAUUUUUAUGACCCCCUCCAUUUAUAACAAAACUAUAAAAAGACCCACCCCUUUGAAGCAUGUCAAAAUUGGCUGACCCACCCCCAAAUUCCUCCGCCCCCCCCCCCAGCUAAAAAAAUAAUGCUCCCUUUAUGUUUAAAACAAGUCAAAGAAUACUCUAACUGGAGUACCUGCCAAAUAAUCGAACAUAACAUUUGCAAUUAUGAUUUUAAAUCCAAACACCAAUGUUUUCCUAAAAUAUAUUGCUAAUUAGCUACAUGUUUUUGUUUAAUUUAAGAACAGCAUCAUGUCAACAUUUUUUGCCUUCAAGGGUUUUCAGUCUGUUGCCUUCAUGAAGUAUUUAGCGAUUGUUCAGCAAUACUGACCAAAAACAUCGCAGGCUCAAGUGGUAUCGAAUUACCGAUACUUUUUGCGAGUAUCGAAAGUAUCGAUACUUUUGUAAGUAUCGAUGAUUUCGAUACUUUUUCGAUAGUAUCGCCCAUCACUAGUUGUUACUGUUUCACAAUUUCCUAACACACAAAAAAGACAAAGGAAACAUUUUUUCGGUUUCAUGCAUGGUUCUAAUCAAAGUUCCAUGAGUAUUGUCCGGUAUAUAUCUGGCCAAAUUUUUCCAGAUGUCUAUUUUUAACCAGAUACCAUCAUCUGGCACAUCCCUACCAAUUACAUGGCGGACUUGAAACCCAGUGGUAGGGAAAGCUUUACAGUACUGGUAAUACACUAAGCAAUCACUGUGGAAGCAAAAAUCCAUGCUACAGUAGCAUUGAGCGUUGCUUUAUCAUACUAUAAAUACACGCUUCCGGAAAGUAUGUCACCUUGGCUAUACAGUAGAGCCUCGUAUUCAUGAUUAGACAUCAGGCUUAGCUUUAACCACGACUAAUGUCACAUACACAAAAACUUGUCUCUAUAGCCAAAGUGACAUACUUUCUGGAAGGGUGUACAACACCUACAGUAUGUGCCAGUGUAAGUAUGGUAUCAAUAAUAACAAGCUUUCAUUGGUAGGAGUGCAACUACUGUACCUGAAAAAUGCAAGCCAAAAUUCAAUGAGCACUUCGAGCGAAGGCCCUGUUCUUCUACUGAUUUCCAGACAAAGGGUCUUCGCUCGAAACAUCGAAUUUUGCAUUGUAUUUUUAAGGUACUAGAAUCCCUACCAACAAAAACUUUGUAUUACACCUAACUGACAUGAUUCAUACGCAGGUGUAAAGAGUGGCUUGAACAACAGAAGUUAGAUUAUGAAGCUGAACUUAACAGCAGUAAGUCAUGCACCGAACAAAUUCCUAGCUUGCUUGUCUGGCAUUAGACAUGAGAGUAUCAUACCACAGGAACAUACAUUGGUGCUCAUUGUAGCCUACUAUCCUAGGAUCUGGUGAACGCCUUAUUCCAGAAGGCAUUUUAAGCCUCAAGGGAUACAUGAGUGGUAUAUAACCCUUUAAGUGGCAUUGCAUCCUACUUUGUUAUUUUAUUCUGUCUAAUGCCAGAUUAUUUUAUGUGUCCUCGCCCGGGCAUAGCCACAGGAGUAAUGGGGGUGUCCGAACUCCCCCCCCCCCCCACUUGCUCAUCAAGGGAAGGUGUUGGCAUUCAUGAGUUAAAUAACUUGUUUCAACUAAUCAAUAAAAUAUUUUAAUGAAAAUUUAAAGUGAGAAAAGUGGAACAGGAUGAGCUUGAAGGCCACAGAGAACCAAAUAUGGAAGAAUUAUGUGAAAGGUUUUUUUAUUUAAUUGGGUUUACAAGUUUAUUUCAGUCUAUGGCGUAGAUUUUUUACAUCUUAAGCAUGGCAUACACAAAGACGACACAUUUUAUAUUUUGCAGUAUAUUACAACUUCAAGAACAGUUGCUAGAAGUUUCAUCAAACCACUCAACCAAACAAUACAUUCUGGAAAGGUACUGUAAUUUGGUUUACUAACAUCGUAUAUGUACAGUAAUUCAAUGGUAACUUCUGACCUGUACAAGUACUGUAUUCAUUAUUCUGGUAUCCCUCCCUGAAAUCCAGUAUCCCUGACAUGCAUAUGCAUAGUGACAUGAAAUCGUGCAAAUUGUCAAUCCUACUAUCAGCUUGACAACCUUAAUUAUUACAUCUUGUUUGCAGAUUAACCAACUCGGUCUCACUCUGAUACAUUGUGUUACAGGUUGCUUUCAAGUUAUGUGAAAAUGAAAAUGUUGUUUUCUACGACAGACCCAGAAACUGGAGCAAGUGUACCGAACGAAGAGUAU
Messenger RNA from Paramuricea clavata, 3691 nucleotides. The record is from the annotation of a GenBank genome assembly. Lineage: Eukaryota; Metazoa; Cnidaria; Anthozoa; Malacalcyonacea; Plexauridae.